Messenger RNA from Aricia agestis (brown argus), 3510 nucleotides. Its product is annotated as zinc finger protein 729-like. Gene Ontology annotation, molecular function: zinc ion binding. The coding region runs from base 150 to 3476 and encodes 1108 amino acids. The transcript is spliced from 19 exons. Lineage: Eukaryota; Metazoa; Arthropoda; Insecta; Lepidoptera; Lycaenidae. The record is from RefSeq and is a predicted model, not a curated record. Gene Ontology annotation, cellular component: nucleus.
UUUCGAUUCGAUGGGUACCGUAAUAAUAUUUUCACCUUUAGGAAAAAGGUUACCGUCUGAGACUACGGUCAAAGAGAAUAUAAUCACGUCGCGAUAAUGGCUUUGCACCAUUUUUUUUAAAUUAUUUAAAGGCUUUGCAGUUAAAAAUAAUGAAGUGUUGUGUAUCGUCCUGUGCCAACAAUGGAAACUCGGCACCACCUUCUGCCGAUGUUGCUUAUUACGAAAUACCAAAAGAGUUUGAUUUGAGACAGUUAUGGACCGAAGCUAUUGGUAUACCUGAGUGGGAGCUACGGCCCGACAGUGCAGUAUGCUCUGCACAUUUUGGAGAACUUGACUUUGUAAUCUCGGAGACGGGAGACAAGGAGCUAACCUACGGUGCAGUGCCCAGCCUGGGUCUUAACACAGAUGAAGAUCUGCAGGCAAAAGCCGAAUUUAAAACCUGCAGAGUGUGCCUGGCCAUGGACAGGAAGAUGUUCAACAUCAGGGACCACAACCUUCAUCACCUGUACAAGAUGAUUGUCGGAGUCACGGUUCAGGCUAUGGACGGCCUGCCCCAGAUGGUGUGUUGGGAGUGCACCAGUAAACUAUUGUCGCUAAAGAAAUUCAAAGAGCAGGCACAAACAUCACAAUUACUGCUGUUAGAUAAACUAGCUGUGAACAAUAUCCUCACUGUUGGUGAUAUAAAAUCCAUAGACCGUAUAAAUUAUAAUUUGAAGUCUAGCCUCACAAUGAAGCACUAUAAAUAUAACAUAGAAGUGUUUGACAGUUCAUGUCACACACACAUGGAGAUGGAUAUUAAAUCUGAACGUGACCAGGGACCCACUUUGGAAAUUGAUGGAUCGUCCCCCACAUGCAAGAUCCCGAAAUGCGCCAAAGUCGAGCCGGAGUCCAAUAAUCUGGUUAAGUUAUUGAUGUUAGAUUUGAAACAGGACAUCGAUGUGAUGGAUACGAGCCAACCUUAUAUUAGUGAUGAACUCCAUAGCGAUAUAUCACAGCACGUCGAACAUAAUUAUAGCAAGCCAGUCAACACUAAACCGACUAGGCAGUGGGUGAAAAAAGUAGUCCCAGCGGCACAGAGAACAAGACCAAAGAGAGAUCUAAAUGUGCAAACGAAUGGCGAUAGCGCGGCGAGAGUUCCCCAAGUCGAGCCGGAGUCCAAUAAUCUGGUUAAGUUAAUGAUGUUAGAUUUGAAACAGAACAUCGAUGCGAUGGAUACGAGCCAACCUUAUAUUAGCGAUGAACUCCAUAGCGAUAUAUCACAGCAGGCCGAACAUAGUGAUAGCAAUGUCAACACUAAACCGACUAGGCAGCGGGUGAAAAAAGUAGUCCCAGCGGCACAGAGAAAAAGAUCAAAGAGAAAUCUAAAUGUGCAAAAAAAAGGGAACAGUGCGGCGAAAGUUGGCCAAUUCUCAAAGAUGGAGCUUCCCUGUUUCGAAAUCCGUGACCUGACGCCGGAGGAGCAGCAGGCGGCGAUGGCGGCGCGCGCGCGCUCAGCGGCCUACCUCACCGCGCCCUACAAGUGCGACCUCUGCUACAAGGCUUUCCUGUCUGAGAGGACGCUCGCCAGGCACGCCGUGCGACACACCGAGACAUUCGGGGCGUACGGUUGCGCGUUGUGCAAGCACCGGUUCCGGUGGAAGCGUCAAAUGCGCAACCACAUCAAGACGACGCACGCCAGCGAGUACACAUGCAGGGACUGCGGCAUGGUCACACAGCACAGGAGUGCAGCGAUUACUCACCAGAGGGAGCACAAUGGCACCAACAUCUUUCAGUGCUCGCACUGCCCCGUCACAUUCCGCAAGAAGACGUCGUUGUUGGGGCAUCUGCGCAUCAAACACUCGUCGCGGUUCGCGUGCGAGCUGUGCGGCUACACGUUCCUCAACCAGCACGGCGUCAAUACUCACAAGCGUAAGAGCCACAUCCUGGACGUCCAGGAGGAGCUGACCGGUCCGUACUGCGAGGAGUGCAAGCUGCGGUUCGCCAGCGACGAGGCCUAUCAGCGCCAUCUCACGCAGUCCUCCGUACACAGCAGCGAUGACGACCCGAACCGCGUCUACAAUGAGUUAUAUGCUACGUAUAAGGUGCAACCGCGGAAGACGGUAAAGCGGCGGCUUCGGGCCCGCCAACCGAUACCUUGCGAGGAGUGCGGUGAGCAGCAGGUCAACUACAGAGCAUACGGGAAACACUUCCGCGCGGCGCACCCCGGCCUCAACCGCACCAAGUUUCCGUCCGCCAACGGCAACUGCAUGUGCGAGCAGUGCGGCGGGAUGUUCGCGGUGAGUCCCUCUCGCACAGCUCCCGCCACCGGCAACUGCAUGUGCGAGCAGUGCGGCGGGAUGUUCGCGGUGAGUCCCUCUCGCACAGCUCCCGCCACCGGCAACUGCAUGUGCGAGCAGUGCGGCGGGAUGUUCGCGGUGAGUCCCUCUCGCACAGCUCCCGCCACCGGCAACUGCAUGUGCGAGCAGUGCGGCGGGAUGUUCGCGGUGAGUCCCUCUCGCACAGCUCCCGCCACCGGCAACUGCAUGUGCGAGCAGUGCGGCGGGAUGUUCGCGGUGAGUCCCUCUCGCACAGCUCCCGCCACCGGCAACUGCAUGUGCGAGCAGUGCGGCAGGAUGUUCGCGGUGAGUCCCUCUCGCACAGCUCCCGCCACCGGCAACUGCAUGUGCGAGCAGUGCGGCGGGAUGUUCGCGGUGAGUCCCUCUCGCACAGCUCCCGCCACCGGCAACUGCAUGUGCGAGCAGUGCGGCGGGAUGUUCGCGGUGAGUCCCUCUCGCACAGCUCCCGCCACCGGCAACUGCAUGUGCGAGCAGUGCGGCGGGAUGUUCGCGGUGAGUCCCUCUCGCACAGCUCCCGCCACCGGCAACUGCAUGUGCGAGCAGUGCGGCGGGAUGUUCGCGGUGAGUCCCUCUCGCACAGCUCCCGCCACCGGCAACUGCAUGUGCGAGCAGUGCGGCGGGAUGUUCGCGGUGAGUCCCUCUCGCACAGCUCCCGCCACCGGCAACUGCAUGUGCGAGCAGUGCGGCGGGAUGUUCGCGGUGAGUCCCUCUCGCACAGCUCCCGCCACCGGCAACUGCAUGUGCGAGCAGUGCGGCGGGAUGUUCGCGUGCGUGGCGCUGCUUCGGGACCACAUGGUGCGCCACGGGGGCGAGAGUCGGCACCGGUGUGACGUCUGCGACAAGGCGUUUACCUACAAGUUCCUACUGGACAAGCACCGACUGAAGCACGGGUCGCAGCCGCUGCCGACGUACCCCUGCCCGCAAUGCGAGCGCACCUUCUCGUCCCCCGCCAGCCGCGCCGUCCACGUGAAGACGCUGCACGAGCGCUCGAUACGAUUCGAGUGUGAGAUCUGUAGCAAGGAGUUCACGGCGAAGUGGAACAUGCGCGAUCACAUCGACCACGUGCAUCACAAGAAGCCGUGGCCCAAGCGCGUGCGCGCGCCCCGCUCACGCACGCGUCCGUCCACCGACCGCGAAUGAUUUUUAGGGUUCCGGUUUUUAAGGUAAAAACUGG